Molecule: messenger RNA, 981 nt
Organism: Triticum turgidum subsp. durum (durum wheat)
Lineage: Eukaryota; Viridiplantae; Streptophyta; Magnoliopsida; Poales; Poaceae
Source: the annotation of a GenBank genome assembly
AUGUCAACGCACCACACCGUAGAUCCCAACACCAGCGCCACCACGCCGUCUUGCCGGCAAGGGGCCGCACCACCACCUUGGUUCCCCACCUUGGCUGACGUUUCACCGACGGGUGCCAAGCGGAGGGCGGUCCUCCUGGUCGCGGUCGCGGCGGCGGCCACCAUUGGCCUCGCCGGCGCCAGUUUCCGGGACAACUGCGACAUCAAGUGGAACGCCGAGAACGCGGCCUUCUCCGACGACGGCCACGGCCUCACCAUGUCCCUGAAGAGCAACACCUCCGGCUGCUUGCUGCAGACGAAGCAGCAGUUCAUCUACGGCAGCGUCUCCACCCGCAUCAAGCUCGUCCCGGGGAACUCCGCCGGCACCGUCACCACAUACUACACAUCGUCGGUGGGGAAGGACCACGACGAGAUCGACUUCGAGUUCCUGGGGAACGAGACGGGGAAGCCCUACACGCUGCACACCAACGUGUUCGCCGACGGCGUGGGCAAGAAGGAGAUGCAGUUCGUGCCCUGGUUCGACCCCACCACCGACUACCACACCUACACCAUCUCCUGGACGCCCUGCAUGAUCGUCUGGUACGUCGACGACGUCCCCAUCAGGGUGUUCCGCAACUACCGGGACAAGGGCAUCGCGUACCCGAUCAAGCGGCCCAUGUUCGGCUACUCCAGCAUCUGGUCGGCGGAGGACUGGUGCACGCAGGGCGGCCGCGUCAAGGCCGACUGGUCCAAGGCGCCCUUCGUCGCCAGCUACCGCGACAUGGUCCUCGACGUCUGCCCCUGCGACGGAAGCGACUCCUGCGUCUACGGCUGCGAGGGGGCCUUCGGCCAUGGAGGCCAGCAGCAGAACUGUGCUGGCCUCAGCGACCAGCAGCGGACCAAGAUGCUCGAGAAGCAGAAGUACAACAGGAUAUACGACUACUGCGUCGACUACAAGGACAACAAGAAGCCCGGCCCCGAGUGCAGCCUGCCGCAGUACUGA